UUUUCACAUAUUAUACAUAUAGUGUUAUGUUUAAUUUUAUUGUCAAGUUGGCAAAAUGCAUUUUUACUUCGACUAACAUAUUGAAAACUUUCGCUGAAAGCUCCUACACCUCCUUCAUCGGCGCACAUUAAUUGGGGAUAAAAUUACAAAUGAAUAAUAGCAGCAAUAGGCAGAGAAACCUUGGCCCCGGGGUUCAGUAUUUGCUGGAUUAUCUUAAGAAAAUGGCAGCUGAUAAUCCUGGUUUCUUCUAUGCAUUUGAGGGUGAUAAUGAGCUAUGUGGUAAUGUGUUUUGGGCGGAUGCUGCUUCUCGGUCGAACUAUAGCUAUUUCGGUGACACGGUUAGGAUUGACACCUCGUAUAGGUCUAGCCGGUCGAAGAUACCAUUCGUCACCUUCACGGGCAUAAAUCACCAUGGUGAGCCUGUCCUGUUUGGCUGUGCAUUGCUUCUGAAUGAAUCGGACACCUCCUUCGUUUGGCUCCUCCAGACGUGGCUCCGUGCAAUGUCUGGACGUGUACCUGUGUCCGUCACUAGUGAUCCCGAUAGACUGAUUCAGAUGGCUGUGGCGCAGGUGCUUCCAGAGGCACGUAAUCGCUUCUGUAGGUGGAGUGUGUUCAGGCAGACGCAGGAGAAGUUGGGCAAUGUGUGUCAGGUCAACCCGAGCUUCGACUUUGAGCUAAAGAAGUGUGUGAAUGAGGCCGACACGGUUGAGGAGUUCGAGUCUUGUUGGGGGAGUUUAGUGAGUAGAUACUAUUUGAUGAAUAACGAGUGGUUGCAGUCUUUGUAUAAUAUCCGUGAUCAGUGGGUCCCGGUUUACUUGAGGGACGUGUUUUUUGGGGAGUUAUCUGCAGUGGACUGCAGUGAUGCCUCUAGUUUCUUCUCUGACGGGUUCUUGAGCAGCUCCCCCACAAUACAGAUGUUGAUUAAACAAUGCGAGAAGGUUGCUUCGAGUUGGCACGAGAAGGAAUUGAAGGAUGACCUUGAUACAUCUAGUGCUAAGCCCGCUUUGAAGACACCAUCCCCUAUGGAGAAGCAGGCCGCGAACCAUUACACCCGGAGGAUUUUCAUGAAGUUUCAAGGGGAGCUGGUGGAAACCCUUGCUAAUCCGGCCAUUAUAGUCGAUGAAUCUGGUGGAGUAACAACGUACCGAGUGGCUAAAUUUGGCGAAGAGCACCGAGCUCACUCGGUCAGAUUCAGCACGUUUGACUUGAAAGCUACGUGCAGUUGUCGGAUGUUUGAAUUUUCAGGUAUCACAUGCAGACAUAUACUCUCGGUUUUCAGAGCCAAAAACGUGCUCAUGCUCCCGUCUGAAUAUGUUCUGAAACGCUGGACAAGAAAUGCCAAGACCGGCUGUGGAGAAGCCAUGCCAUCUGCUUUUGGGGGACCAAGCACUUAUCAAGAAUCUCAAAUGGUUCGUCAUGAUAAUCUACGCCAAGAGGCUCUAAAGUAUGUGGAAGAAGGCGCAAAAUCUAUACAUGUGUACAAUGUGGCUAUGAACGCUCUGCAAGAGGCUUCAAAGUGCGUUGCUGCAGUAAAGAGCAGAAGCUCUGGCUCUACACAUUGCACCAUUGAAGCAAAUGGAGGAAAUAAGGAGAUGGAUGCAAUCAAGAAUCAGUCUUCAUCGUGCUUAUCCAGGGAGGAGAAGGAGAAGAAAAUCCAAGAACUGACAGCAGAAGUUGAGCAGACGAACCAAAGAUGCGAAGUGUAUCGAGCGAUUCUGCUUGCACUUUUCAGAGACAUGGAGGACCAGAAGUUGAAGCUCUCUGUGAAGGUCCAGAAUGCGCGCCUUUCGCUGAAAGAGUAAAUGUUGCGCAAUCCCCUUAGCACCGCCAUUCACGUUGAACUAGUACGAGCCUCCUAGUCUUGCCCUCGUGUUGGCUAUAACCUUUGCUGUAAAUCGUGUUUCGUCAUCUGUUCUCGUGCUGCCCCUCGGAAGAGGACAUCUAACCAUGUCACAAUAUGAGAUGAUGUAAACCGUCAGAUUAAUUUGGGAUGAAGGGCGUGAUAAUUGAAGUAUGAAAAUAAAAUGAAAAUAUAUUUUGUCUUUUGAUCUUUUCA
Messenger RNA from Salvia hispanica, 2056 nucleotides. It is a transcript of the gene FRS9, whose product is annotated as FAR1-related sequence 9. Gene Ontology annotation, molecular function: zinc ion binding. The record is from RefSeq and is a predicted model, not a curated record. Gene Ontology annotation, biological process: regulation of DNA-templated transcription. Lineage: Eukaryota; Viridiplantae; Streptophyta; Magnoliopsida; Lamiales; Lamiaceae.